Molecule: messenger RNA, 1443 nt
Organism: Aspergillus pseudoviridinutans
Lineage: Eukaryota; Fungi; Ascomycota; Eurotiomycetes; Eurotiales; Aspergillaceae
Exons: 1
Coding region: 1-1443 (480 amino acids)
Biological process (GO): transcription by RNA polymerase II
Cellular component (GO): nucleus
Source: RefSeq, a predicted model, not a curated record
AUGGCAUUUCGAGGCCAGCGCUUCACUCUCAACCUCGAUGACGAUCAAGACCUCAACCUCGAUUCUUCACAACCUUCCCUCGACUCCUCCCCUUUCGGUCUGAUAGGCGAGAUCCGCGAGCGCUCCCCCUCCGCUGCCAUCCCCCCAGCUCCUAAACCCUCAACCGGAUCAACAGGCUUCCCUCAACAUCGACGGCGUGUCAAUCAGUCUGCUUUCAAACAGCGCAGGGCGAACAAGCAACAAGAACCGUCACCGCCGCCUGCCUCGACCCCUGCUGCCUCGCUUUCCGAUGAGAAGAAGAGCAUCGAUGAGGAGAACCGUCGGCAACUGGCAUCCAUGUCACCGGCCCAGGUACAGCAGGAGCGGGAGGAGCUUAUGUCUUCAUUGAAUCCGUCCCUGCUCGAGAGAUUCCUCCGUCGCGCACGGAUCGACGAUGACACUACCACAUCUGAGAAAAGCUCGUCACAACCAGAACCAGCACCCUCGUCUUCCUUAUCAGUGCAAGAUACUUCUACAGCGAAACCCAAGAAGUCAGUCUCGUUCGAUGUUGAAGAAGAUUCCAAGACAGCAACAGAGAAGCAAGAGCCAUCGCAGCUCAAGAGAACUCCCCCCGCAGUAACUUCUUCCGUUCUCACGCCAGAAGACCUUCCUCCAGCUCAACCCCCUGCCGACCUCCAUCCAGCGUCUGAAUUGCCCAGUCAUGAGGCCUUUCAUUUCCCUACACCCCCUCGACAAGACAAGCCACCAAAUCUCGACCCUUCGUCUCCUUCUUUCCUGUCGGACCUCCAAGCGCAUUAUUUCCCCGAAAUGUCUCAUGAUCCAUCCGCGCUCUCCUGGCUGCAGCCGCCAUCAUCCGACCCUGAAGAUCCAGACUCGACAUCCGCCUACCACCCCGCAAGUAGUGCAGAGGCCGUUCAUCCCUCCGCUCUCCGAUUCUCCCUCAUUGGUAAUGUCCUCUCCCCAGCCACGUCGCUCUCCCUCCCCACCACGCUCGGUCUGCAUCACCACGGCAAGGAUCCGCAUGCUGCCGGCUACACCAUUCCCGAACUCGCCAUCCUCAGUCGUUCGACUUUCCCCGCUCAACGUUGCAUCGCCUGGCAAGUUCUCGGCCGUAUCCUGUUCCGCCUGGGCAAGGGCCAGUUCGGGGAACGCGGCAGCCCCCUGGUCGAGGGCUUAUGGUCCGUGAUCGAGCGCGAGGGCGUAGUCGCCGGCAUGCUGGCAGAAGCAGACGGCGCUCCGUCCGGCGCAGGUCGUUCAGCUGCCGCUGAUUCGAACGACCCGUCUGCGUUGCCAACGCAAGGUACUCCAGUGCCAAAGGGGCCAACUGGGAUCGGUCGUCAUGCCAGUGCCUCCGCUUGGGCCGUGGAGGGCGUUUGGCUCUGGCAGAUGGGCGGAGGAGGAGAUCGGGGGAUCCUAAAAGAGAAUGCCAUCCGAUCGCAGUAG